GCCGCGGCCGUUGCCCUGCCCUUUAGCUUCUCCGCCCUGAGGGUCGGGGCGGUCCUUCCGCGGUCUGGGCCUGCUGACGGGGACACAGUGGACAUGAGGCGGCUCAGCCGGCUGCAGAGGCAAGUUCUGGGCCUGUACCGAGAGCUGCUGCGCGCUGGGCGCGGGAAGCCGGGCGCCGAGGCGCGGGUGCGGGCCGAGUUCCGGCAGCACGCCAGCCUUCCGCGCUCCGACGUGCUGCGCAUCGAGUAUCUGUACCGCCGGGGACGGCGCCAGCUGCAGCAGCUGCGUUCCGGCCACGCCACAGCCAUGGGGAUCUUCGUGCGCCCUCAGGGCCCGACGGCAGCCCAGGAAGCCGUGCUGGACGGUAGCGAUGGCCCAAAGAGCCCUUGUGGAAACACGGGGGCACGGGAGACGCCAUCCGAUGGACGGUGACAGACAGACCCCAGAGAAGGGUCCCUUCUGACAGUUUGGGGAGGAUCGGAAACUCAUCUCGUGGAAGGGGAGAUGUCUGGAGAGAAUUGUCCCGACGCGCGAUGAGAGACCAGACACUCCCUCACCAAGAAGGUUCCGGGCAUCCUGUGGCACCGGCAGGCUGCACAGCGUCUGCCGUGAUGCACCAACCCAAAGUCAAAGAGAGUUCAAACGAACUUCCUCCUCCCCUCGGACUGAUGGGACCCAGACACCCAGAGACAUCCCUCUCGACUUCAGAGAACACACUCACCCACCCACCUCCCGCCCUUUGCUGUUUCUGACGCAGGGUUUCUCUGUGUAACAGUCCUGGCUGUGCUGGACUCGCUUUGUUGACUAGCAGGGCCUCGAACUCACAGAUCCGCAUGCCUCUGCCCCCCCAGUUGCUGGCGUUCAAGGCGUGAGCCACCGCACUGAGCAAGUUUAAUAAAAUAUCCAGAUGAACCGUGAGAAACUUCGCAGUCCAGUUGAGAAAACAGUUGUCCCACUCAUCGUGACAAACGAGGGAGGUUACUGUAGCUCAUCCCAGGCUGAUAAGCCAACGACCCCUGGAGGAUCCCUCGUGGUUCCAAGAGGCAGUCCCUCAAGGGUUCACGUUCCUCAGGAUUAUUGUCUAAAGGGAAUAAAUGUGAGGUGUGCUCAUA
Molecule: messenger RNA, 1112 nt
Organism: Meriones unguiculatus (Mongolian gerbil)
Lineage: Eukaryota; Metazoa; Chordata; Mammalia; Rodentia; Muridae
Gene: Sdhaf1
Product: succinate dehydrogenase complex assembly factor 1
Exons: 1
Coding region: 94-432 (112 amino acids)
Biological process (GO): mitochondrial respiratory chain complex II assembly
Cellular component (GO): mitochondrion
Source: RefSeq, a predicted model, not a curated record